CUCACAAGUACAAUAACUACAUAUCAUUAUUAUUAAAUGGAGAAUCCACCACGACCAAGUGAUGAUGAUCAUCACAAGCAAACGACAGAUUUAGCAACGAAGCCACCAACCAGACCAGAAAGCCACAUCCUCAUCAGCUGGUUGGCUACGCUGGUUCUAGUGUUGAUAGUCGUAGCGGGUGUGGCCGUGCUCAUAAUAUGGCCAGUCCUCAACCCAAAACGACUCGUUUACAGCGUCGAAGAUAGCUCAGUCCCAUACUUCCACAUCUCAAACGACAACCACCACCUAAACGCGUCGUUUAACUUCACCGUUCGGUCGUACAACCCCAACUCCCGAAUCUCCAUCUACUACGACUCGAUCCAGUACGAGCUCUCUUACCACGACCAAGCCCUAGCGGUUGGUGCGGUGGACCCAUUCUUUCAGCCUAAGGACAACGCCACUCGGUUCAGCCUCACUGCUGAUACUGCUGCUGCGUCCAAACAACGACUCAUCAUCCCAAGCUCGAUCUCCGCAGACUUGAAACUCCAGAAGAAGCUUGGUAAAAAGGUUGGGCUUGACCUCAAUCUCAAUGGAAAGAUUAGGUUUAAAGUUGGUGUUUGGAAAUCUUCUCAUCGAACCCUAACAAUCGUUUGUCCCUCUGUUUGGGUUGACUUCUCUGAGUUCAAGACCUUCAGCGAAACUAAUUGCGUUGUUAAACGCCUUUGAUUUUUUAGUUAGAACUCGUUUUUUGAUAUAAUUAAAAUUGCAUGUGUGUAAUAUAUAUAUAUAUAUAUAUGUGAUUGUUUUUGUAUGUAUAAACCUAUUUGAUUUGCUUUCGUAAUAAUGGGUUUUGUGAGAUUGUUAAUAGAUUAUUAAUGUUACUUAGCAAAGUUAAUGGUGCAAUUUAUUUUGUUGAUGGAAAAUGAGAGGUUUUGAUUAAAUUAUGUG
This is a messenger RNA of Humulus lupulus (European hop), 927 nucleotides long. RefSeq lists its product as uncharacterized. The transcript has a single exon. Bases 37 to 705 code for a protein of 222 amino acids. Gene Ontology annotation, cellular component: plasma membrane. Lineage: Eukaryota; Viridiplantae; Streptophyta; Magnoliopsida; Rosales; Cannabaceae. The record is from RefSeq and is a predicted model, not a curated record.